Closterium sp. NIES-65 is the source of this 2853-nucleotide messenger RNA. NCBI's taxonomy places the organism in Eukaryota, Viridiplantae, Streptophyta, Zygnematophyceae, Desmidiales, Closteriaceae. The record is from the annotation of a GenBank genome assembly.
AUGCAACGCGAACCCGAGGGUAUCGAGGGCCAUCCGACGUGGAGCCUUCUUCUCACCGUCACUCGCGCCGAAGCGUAUUCUCAGCCUCCGUUUACGCCUUUCGAGGCGCUUUCGCACCCAGCUCCUUCGGCGGUUUCCGCGGAUCCGCUUUCCCCCUCCGCGCGCAGCCCGCCGCCUCCCGCCACCCCGCGCGCUCAAGCCCGCGGGGAUGUUAGCUCCGCGCCAGAACCCAGCGCGGGGAACUCCGCGGCGGGCGCGCUGUGCGCCACUGUGGCUCCCGCGGAGCAUUCAGCGCUUCUGGGGGCGGCGCAGCAGCAGGCGCAGCUUCAGGGGGCGGCGCAUCCGGCGCAGCAGGUGCUGCUGCCGCUGCUGCUGGUGGCGGAAGCGACUGAAGGGUCCGCCAAUCCGCACUGCGACUACUGCCGCAGCUCGGGUUGGUGCCACCACCCCAUCGCUGCGCACAAGUACCAUUUCAUCAUUCCUGCCAAGAACCCGCACUCGCACCCACGCGCCGAGUCACAGGUGCUUGCAACCACAGCCAGUAGCAUGAGUCCACGCGGCACGCGCAGCACCACCAGCACCAGCAACCACCACCCCUCGUCCCACCACAACCAGCACCACCACACGAGCAUCACGGCUGCUGCUUGCCGCUCUCAGUCGCUCGCCGCCCCCACGCACCUCCUGCACGGGGUUAUCCAUACCAACGGCUUCGGCCACCUCGUGACGCUCAAUGGCCGGGCGGCAGGCUCGCACGUGCUGUCCGGGCGGCAGCUGAUGCAGCUGUGGGACAACAUCUGCACCAUGCUGCGCGCCAGGGAGGUGAGCGUAGAGGACCUAUCGCACAAGCUCUCCUUCUCCUCAGACUAUCGCCUCCUCCACACUCUCGCCUUCUCGCACUCCUGGUUCGCCCGCUGGGGCUACUCCUUUGCUCACGGCGCCUUUGGCAUCACGCAGCACCGCUACAGCCAGGCUGUAGCGCGUGUGGCCGGCACACGCCUGCUGCCGCUGCUGCAGCAGCUGCGGGGCAUCAACACGGGGAUUGCCUCCCGCGUAGCAGCAGUGGUUGCCAAGUAUCAGUCGCAUGUGGUUGGGAACAAGUGCCUGUCUGAGGACCAGUCUGAGGGUGAAAACCGCAGGACCAGUCUGUGCCCACACGUCUUGGAUGCUUCACAUGAGACUCACCAUGACCAUCACCACCUACCACAUGCCCCUCAUUUUUCACAUGGCCCGCACAGCCCGCAUGCUGCCCCACCCAACCUCACCCUGCAGCACCUCUUCUCAUCCCUCCUCGCCCUGCGCUCCUCCCUCCCCCUCCCGCUGCACCACCAGCACCACCACUUCCCCCACCUCCUCCACCCCUCCUCUCUCCCGCUCCCCUUAACUCUCACUACCCCUACUCCUCCCACUGCUCCCUCUACUCCUGCUGCUGCAGCAGCAGCGCCGCUAGCUGCUGUCCCUUCUCUUGCCUCCUCCCGUUCCCCCCUCCUCUCCUUCUCUGCUCGUCACCUCCUCGCCCCUCCGCCGCCCCUCACCCUCCCCCCGCUCUUCCCGCCGCUGCAGCCAAUGGCGGCGCGCCAGCUGUCGGGCGAGCCCAGCCCUACCUCCGCUUCCUGCUUGUCCGACGAGCUGUCGCCACGUCAGCAGCAGCAGCGCCUGCUGCAUCAGCAGCAGCAGCAGGCCCUGCCGUCCCCCGUUCCGCCUAUCAGCUACCAACAAAUGGACGUCCCUCCAUCUCCCAACGUUCCCACUCCCUCUACAAUCACGCCCGGUACACAGGUCAUCGUGGACGUGCUCUCCCUCCGCCCCGGCGCCUGGCUGCCUCGGCACGAGGUUCGGGAGGCGGCUCGGCAGAGGAUCGGCGACACAGGGUUGUUGGAUUUUGUGCUGAAGUCGCUGGGGAAUCGGUUGGUCGGGGAUGUGGUGGUGCGGAGAGCGAUUAAUCCGCUUAGUAAAGUGCUGGAGUUUAGCUUAGAGCCGCUGCAGCGGGAGGGUGGGGAGAGGGGUGGGGGAGGGGGUGGAGAGGGGAGGGAGGGGGUGGUUGGGGAGGAGGGGAGAGGAGGGUUGGAGGGGCAGCAGGGAGAGGUGCCGAUGGGGCCAGUAUCGCCUCUUACUCUAAACGGAGCUGUAGACUUGGGAGGGGAUCAGCGGCGCAUUGAUGCACGGGAUGCAGACACCGCUCGUGACUGGUCCAUACCUCCGCCCGAGCUCAUAACCCUGCCGCCCGAAGCAACCGUUUCGGACCUCAAGGCUGCUGCCUGCCGAGCCUCGCCCAGACCUACCCUGUGGCUCGGCACAUGCAGCAUUGCAUUGCCCUCCUCUGCAGCUCUCUCACCUAUCUCGCUGUUCCCUCUCCUCCCUUAUCUGCAGGUCACUGCUUUGCCGGAAGACCUGGCGGAUCUUGAUGAUGACGAUGUGCUCUUUGGCUCGCUCGACUCGGGCGCCUCUCUGCUGCUCGCCAUAUCCAGCCUUGAUGCGCACAGCGAGUGGCGCUACGAGGGCGGCAACGACACGUGGGCCGUGCGGUGCGUGUGCGGCGCGCGGGACGACGACGGCGAGCGCAUGAUCGCAGCGGUGCAGAAGGAUCUUUGCCGGGAGGUUAAGGUGGAUUGUGGUGAGAAGAAAGGAGCACGCAGAGUGGUGAAGAGUGAGCAGACCUUGCUAAGCCACGGGGGUAGUGGCAGCAGGCAGAGGCAGGGCGUUGGGCAGAAAAGGCGAAGGGACAGGGAGAGGGAUGGUGGGUGCAGCGAAGAUUUUCUGGGGGCUUUUGAGUGCUCUGAGGAGAGAGAGGAGGUUGGGGAGGGAGAAGAGGAUGAGGAGGGUGGGGCAGGGGGGGAUGGGAGAGGGUCGGGAUGA